Gambusia affinis (western mosquitofish) is the source of this 2674-nucleotide messenger RNA. RefSeq lists its product as uncharacterized. The coding region runs from base 134 to 2530 and encodes 798 amino acids. Lineage: Eukaryota; Metazoa; Chordata; Actinopteri; Cyprinodontiformes; Poeciliidae. The record is from RefSeq and is a predicted model, not a curated record. The transcript is spliced from 8 exons.
GCUGAUUACGGUACUUAUUGUCAGGUGUGUCAGCUGUGAUGUUUCACUGACUGUCUGCACUGCAAGUGUUUACUUUUGUCUGGCUUUCAGCAAGGAGUAUUCUUCUUUGCUUUGAGACCUUGUUGGUCUGAAUAUGGCAGCGAUUAACAAACCGCUUCCAGCUCAUUGUGAACUUGAUGGAAGGAACCCCAGCAGUGGUGUGGCAUCCUUUGCACAGCAGGAUCCAUGUCCACACGGCACUGCUCAGGAUCUGGGAUUUCCCCCACAUGGCCAACAUCCCAUCUUUGCUUGUCCUGUCUUCUACAUUCCUGCACCACCUCCACCCUCUCUACUUCAAUACCAGUGGCCGAUGCCAUUCUCCUAUAACCCCUUUGCUGGCUUCCCAAGCAUGGGCUAUGGCAUGAUUGCACCCCCUCCCCCAUUACCCCAACCCCCUUGCAUGGAGGCUCCAGGAUAUAUUCUCCCUCACCCUCAUGUUCAACCAGUUGACUACAGGCGCUUGCACCACCCACAGUUACACACUCAAGUUGCACCCCAUCAGAAUCCUAAUCAGAUGCGAAGAAUUCGCCCAAAUCAUUUUAUCCCUGUAAGAGAAACUGUGAAUUCUGAAGUUCAAACUGAGCCUGCACAAAAAGGCAUGCAUGGGUAUGAUAGGGGCUCAGAUUCUGGCAGAGGAAGUCAUUCAAAUUCUCCAUGCUCCCCAGCCUUAAGUUCCCCCAAGCAAGCCUUAACUGAGCUGGCAGUCUGCAAGUUGCCCAGCAGAGAAGAAAAAGACUCGCAAGUGAAUGAACCCUUCACAAGAACCACUGUCAUAACAGACUUUCACAAACAACCUGUUCCAUCAACUGCUGUUGAAUCAUCUGGAAGCACAAGGCAAGACACACAAAUUAAUGCUGACCAGGAGCCCAACCCUGACUCGCUUUCUGAAGAUGGGGAUUACAGUAUGAGGACAAUGUCUCCAGAAGGUUUACUUCCAGCGUCUAGCUCGCUUCAGAAAGACGAUGCUGUCCUUAAAGAAAGGCACAUCUCUGCUCCUGAAAUUUUGAUGAACUUGGGCGGUGGAACACCACAAACAGCACUGCUGAAAACGACGGAUGUGGAGUUGUCCCAUACUGAUAUUUGGACAUCUUCUCAGCAUGAUGUUGAGCUCAACAAACCUUUAUCCCACAAUUGCAGUGAAACAAAUAUUGGUUCUGUUAAUGGACUUGGCACUGGUAUUAAUGAAGGUAUGGCAAGUUCAAAAGUUGGUGAAAUGCUCUUCGGAAGCCUUCGACUCCCUUAUUCUACAAUUGAUGCAUUCCUAGAGUCUAGUACACACGAGGAGCCUGAAGAAGUAAGCUUUUCAGAAAGACAUUCAUUAACCUUCAUAGAUGAUGUGCAAAAUUUCUCCUCCAACAACUCUAAAACUGAGGUGCAAGAAAAUUACGGUGGGAUGUAUCUACACAAGAUCUCAGAUGAUGUACCUCAUAUGUCUCCUAGUAGCUAUCAGGUGAGGAGAAAAUCCAAUGACUCCAUUUGGUCUGUGGAGUCUCUGCCUGUCUAUGUCCCUAAUAGAGAGUGGUUGUUACAAAAUGGCAUGUUAGAACUUAACGAUAAUGAAGAGACAGAGGAAGCUGAAAAUGUUGGCCUCUCCAACCAAAAUGACAACCUCAUGAAUGAAGAAAAGAGAGGGCACAGCUUGUCAACCUGUGUCUCUGUUCAAGUACCAGAAAGUUGUCUUUGUUCCAGUAUCCAAGAAGAGGAGCAUAGUCCUGUGAGAGAGACGGGAACAGAAAAUAAAUGGGAUUUAUCUGAAUCUAUAAAACCAGAACAAAGUCAAAACUUGCUUCACUCCAAAAAGAAUGUUUUGUCUCCUUCCUCAGCUCUUCCAAGAAAAGCCGCAUCUACUCUGACUGAAAGGGAUGAGACUGAAAAUAGGUCUUCUGAACCUGAGGCUGGUCAAAGCCCAAACCAGAACACCCUGAUUAAUGAGCUGCAGCAAAAAAGCCUUUCAUUCUCUAAAGAAACAUCCCUUGAUUCUGCAGCAGAGGAAAUUUCCUCAUCAGCCAUCCAGCUGAUUUCCCAGUAUGCAGUGGACGUCAAAGAUGAUGAAGUUCUGAUUGUAGUUCAAACUGUAGCUGAAGUGUCUCCAUCAAAGGGAACGUUGGUGGACUGUGGUGUCCAAUGUAAUGUAUUCCAUGAGCAAUUUUGUUUAUGUGGGGAACUGAAGAAUACUGAAACAAACAGAAGACAUCAUUUUAAAUCUUCAGAUAUAAAAAAAGCAAUUGAUGGCAGAACUGGACAGCAGAGAAGGAAGAAUGGACAAUGGAGGCAAUGGAGGGGCACAGGUCAAGAUGACUCUUUGAAGAAGAGCUACGUUUGUACAGCAGGACUGCACUCUAAGUUCACCCUUAUUAAGAGGAUGCUCAGGGUUCAUUAUCUUCAUAUUAUAAAGUUUAGUCUCCAGAAAAGCCAAGAGCGACAGUUUAACCACCUGGAAGCUCAAAGUGGAUACUGUAGAGGAGGGAAAACAAAAGGCGGAAGAAACUGACAGUAUUAACUGACCGGCCUCAAGAAAAAAUGGUUUUUAAAAUGGUUUGGUCAAACUUGAAUUGUAACAUAUUUUUGUACCUUUCUACUGGGUGUGUUUUGCUGUAUAUUAAGUAAAUAAAAUUGAAAUAAAGAAUUCUUUGCA